GACGUAAUAUAUUCAUGGCCUCUUAAACUAUAAUAAACCCAGAGUAAACUUUACUCUUCACUAACUUAACGUCACUCUGGAAGGGUACUUAAUACAGAAUUCAGAGUACAUUCAUUUCUAAAAAGGGCUAAAUUAUUUUUAAUAUUGUGGAGACUGCCAAAUUAUUUAUAAAAGGCGAUAACAUUAUUAACCUUUACCGUCAGUCGAAGUGGUACCGCUGCCAAAAGCACUGCGUGACUUGCUUGGUUCAUUGUGCGUUUUUGACAAAAAUACGAAUCCCACCAAAUUCCGUGAAACCAAGGAAACAUUUUCUCCAUGAGAUGAAGCUCCUCGUAACAUUGGCCUUACUCCUCGUCGCCCAAUUUCACCUCGUCCCGAGAUGCCAAGCAGGUGUCACAGAUUUCUCAGAGGCCGCGGAGGUUGAGGAGACAACUGCCGACUUUAUUGCAGGAUUGAACAAGACUCUGGAAAUAGCGGUUCAGAAUUCCAUCAUGGAAGUAACCAGUGGCGUACGUAAUGCCGAAUUUGUGUCCAACCUCUUCUUCUCCAACCUCCAGACGGGCACGCAUGCCUUGCUCGACACUAUUAAAGAGGAAGGGAAGAAUAAAUUUGGCGGUGAGGACAGCUAUAACGCCACGAUGCAAAACAUGACAAUGUUCGUAGACAAUUUGCUGAACGAAAUUCAACUCGUCAAGAACACGACAUUCCUCGAGAUUCACAAAAUUUCGGAAGAUUUUGUCUCCAAUGUGAAGGAAAGUUUGGGCGUGAUUGAUCAAAUCGCGAAGGAUUUGGAAAAUUGUCGAGCACCGGUGAAUUGUCGCGCACGCGCGGAAGUCAAGGUGCAACAAGCGGAGGAUAGCAUGUCAUUCGCGGCGUAUCAAGUGGUAGGACAGAUUCGGGAUAAAUUUGCAAGAUCUGAAACAGACGGGAGAUUAGUAGCGAUUAAAGCGAGUGAGGUGGACAAUCAGUUUGAAAGUUUGGAGGAUGUACACUCUUAGAAACAAACCUAUUCAAAUUUUUUUCCUGCUUCCAAAAUUCAUUCCUUUCGAAAAUAAAUGUGAAUUAUUCAUUCAUUAUUCAUUCAUUCAUUCGUCUCAUGUAUUUAAGAUAGGGCUCCUCCUUUGUUCUAGGCAAUUUAUAUAAUUUUGCUUACCUUGUUUUUUAAAAUUAGUAAAUCAGAUUAACUAAUGUAAAGAAGCAUGAUAAAUUAUUUGGAUCUACUAAAUGUAUAAAACGUGCAGCAUUUGUAUUUCAAAAAGUA
This is a messenger RNA of Folsomia candida, 1261 nucleotides long. RefSeq lists its product as uncharacterized. Lineage: Eukaryota; Metazoa; Arthropoda; Collembola; Entomobryomorpha; Isotomidae. The coding region runs from base 321 to 998 and encodes 225 amino acids. The transcript is spliced from 5 exons. The record is from RefSeq and is a predicted model, not a curated record.